Chenopodium quinoa (quinoa) is the source of this 2629-nucleotide messenger RNA. RefSeq names its product dihydroorotate dehydrogenase (quinone), mitochondrial-like. NCBI's taxonomy places the organism in Eukaryota, Viridiplantae, Streptophyta, Magnoliopsida, Caryophyllales, Amaranthaceae. Gene Ontology annotation, biological process: pyrimidine ribonucleotide biosynthetic process; 'de novo' pyrimidine nucleobase biosynthetic process. The coding region runs from base 707 to 2119 and encodes 470 amino acids. The transcript has 11 exons. The record is from RefSeq and is a predicted model, not a curated record. Gene Ontology annotation, cellular component: cytoplasm; mitochondrial inner membrane. Gene Ontology annotation, molecular function: dihydroorotate dehydrogenase activity.
AACUCAGAAAUUGUCGAUAAUGACGGCCUACAGAGCAGAAGACGAAGAGGGAGAUGAGGAGAUCUGAGAUGAGAGAGGAGGGAGGAGGGAGGAGGGAGAAAAUAGAGGAGAAAGAGAAAGAGGCAGAUUACAUUAGGGACUUAGCACUUAGGUUUAUCCGAAUUUCGGAAUUUUUGUAAAAUAAUAUUUAUUUUUUAUUAUUUUUUUUUUUUGUAAAAAAUAUGUUUUUGACUUUUUUUUCGAAUAUUCGGAUAUUUUCGGAUCGGUUAUCUUAAAUUUUCGGAUCGGAUGCGGAUUGGAAUUUCGAAUUUUCGGAUUAUCAGAUAAUUUUGCUCAGCCCUAGAUCUCGGGACAAGCUAAUAGCCUAAUACUUGUUGGUAAUACAGCCCAUUAAUGGGUCUUUAUUGGGCCUUUAGCUCCUUGAAAAACCUGAAUUACUAGCCAGUACAGCUAAUGCGGUAAACACAAACUUCGUAGUAACUUGAGAAGUCGGAACAAAACCAAAAGACGAUCAAAGCAAACGCCGUUGCUGCCCCUCUCAUCCGAGUCGACUCAGCUUCAACUCGCUUGCUCACCUCCUUCUUCUUCCUCUUCUAGGAAGGAAUUUUCUAAGUUAGUCGGGUAAACUUGAGUGAUGAAAUACAAGUUCCUAUUUCCAGUACAAUAGUGAAUAGUCGACACUUCCUUUCUCUCCCAUUCCUCAACAAUGGCGGUAAACUACAUGAAGCUACAUAAAAGGGCUGUCUCCCAAACUCCUUUCUUCAACUCCCUCUUCUUUCGUCGCCAUUUUUGCGACAAAGUACGAGGUUCCUCACUCGACAACUCCGAGGUUACUGCUCGUGUCACCUCCGCCGCCAAAAACUUCCAUAAAGUUGACCCUUCAAAGGGUAGAUUAUUGACUGGAGCAACAAUAGGUUUAAUUAUAGCUGGAGGAGCUUAUGUUAGUACCGUGGAUGAAGCGACAUUCUGUGGUUGGUUGUUUUCAGCGACAAAACUUGUGAAUCCAUUCUUUGCCCUAUUAGAUCCAGAGGUUGCUCAUAGAUUGGCUGUCUCAGCUGCUGCUCGUGGAUGGGUUCCUAGAGAAAAAAGGCCAGAUCCUUCCAUUCUAGAGUUGGAAGUCUGGGGAAGAAAGUUCUCCAACCCAAUAGGUCUUGCUGCUGGAUUUGAUAAAAAUGCUGAGGCUGUCGAAGGUCUGCUUGGUCUUGGUUAUGGCUUCGUAGAAGUUGGGUCUGUUACUCCUGUUCCACAGGAGGGCAAUCCAAAGCCUCGUAUCUUUAGAUUGCGGGAGGAACGUGCUAUCAUCAAUCGCUGUGGUUUUAAUAGUGAGGGUAUACAAGCUGUUGCUAAACGUUUAGGUGCACAGCACGGCAAGAGGAAGUUAGAUGAAAGUUCUAGCACUUCCCCAACUGCUAAUGAUGGGGGGAAACCAGGAGGAAAGGCUGGCCCAGGAAUUCUUGGUGUCAACCUCGGCAAGAAUAAGACGAGCGAAGAUGCUGCUAACGACUAUGUACAAGGAGUGCACACAUUAUCCCAGUAUGCAGACUACCUGGUGAUCAAUGUUUCAUCACCAAAUACACCUGGACUGCGUCAGCUUCAAGGAAGAAAACAACUUAAGGAUCUUGUUAAAAAGGUUCAAGCUGCUCGUGAUGAAAUGCAAUGGGGGGAUGAAGGUCCACCUCCGUUGCUUGUGAAAAUUGCCCCAGACUUGUCUAAACAGGACCUUGAAGACAUUGCUGCGGUUGCGCUUGCUCUCCAAGUAGAUGGACUGAUUAUAUCAAAUACGACUAUUUCAAGGCCUGACUCCAUCAGCCAGAAUCCUCUGUCUCAGGAAGUCGGUGGUUUAAGUGGGAAGCCUUUGUUUGACUUAUCAACCAGUGUCUUGAAAGAAAUGUAUAACUUAACAAGGGGGAAGAUUCCUUUGAUUGGCUGUGGUGGUGUUGGCAGUGGAGAAGAGGCGUAUAAGAAAAUACGUGCUGGAGCUACACUAGUUCAGCUGUACACUGCAUUUGCCUAUGGAGGACCUGCCCUUAUUCCGCGAAUAAAGGCUGAAUUGGCUGAAUGCUUGGAGAGGGAUGGAUACAAGUCGGUCCACGAAGCUGUUGGUGCUGAUUGCAUUUGAGUUCUGGACAGGCAAAUUGAGUGCCAUGAGAGUUACCUUAACCUGCUACUAGUGACUUUCUUAAGAGUUCUCAAGGAGAAGCAAGAAAGUUUAGUGAGUCCACGUUGCUGAGAUUUGGAAGUCAGCUCUCAGACAAGGGAAAAAUUCAUCAAGUGAUUGAUUGAAUACACUGCGUAUAUUAAUUUAUAUUUCCCCCACAUUACAUGGUUUUUAUGCCCUUGCUAAAGGAUGUCUGUUGGUUUUCCCUUCAACUUUCAUUUUGUUGGGUUUGGGGAGUUUUGCUGCACCCGAGAUCUUAUAAAUGGUUAAUUAGAUAGGGAUGUGAGAAAUUUUUUGAUGGUAACAUGUAAUGGUUAUUAUUACACUGGAACGGUUAGGAAUUGUAAAGUUCAGACAUACAUUUGAUUAUUUGAAAGUGCUUGGACCAUACCUUGUAAGGAUUCCCGAAAGAACAAGAACUGCACGUCUUAUCUCUGGUGCAAUCAAACCUUACAACACAUUGUUUGAAAA